AUGCUGCAGCAUGCCGUGGGUGGCUCUUGCAUCAAUGUGGAGGGUUCAGGAGGCCUCUUUGACUCGCGCGCAUGUCUGCUCGACACCGAGUUCCCGAUUAGGCACUCUGGUCGUGCUCGGACCGAUCCCAAGUGCAAGCUGUGCCAGGGGCACGCAUGGGAGGGUGAUGCGGAAGAGAACAGGAUGACAGAUAUCUCGCUUAAAUACCUGACCUUCUCCCACCCCUCUCCGUCGGGCAUAGGUGAAGAGCCGACAGGCAGGGACCCUUCGCCCCAGCAUAGGUGGUUCCCAGCCCUACCAUCUGGAGGUCGAGAUACGCCUCCGCCCGAUGCAUCCAUUACUCCAACCGGUUCUAUGGGGUUCUCCACCCCUUCUGUAAUCGUGAUCCCAAGCGACAGCGAGUCUGAUUACUUAUCCGACUCACCCUUCCCAUCGAUUGCCGAGCUCCUUGCCAGCUACGGUGGGGCUAACAGCAUCGCCUGUACGAGCAAGAGCUUGGAUACUGUGACCUGUAGGGAUGGUGAUUCGAAGGAACCGCAAGAUGACACUGUCACUGCGGACGCGGGCUCAGAUGGCAAAAAAUAUGAGCCGCCGGUGUCGCCCCAAGGAAACCCGGCCCUGACUCACGAGGCUGACGAGGCUGCGGGGGUUUUAACGGCUGAAGCCGAGAGGAGAGAGCUAAACCAAGCUGCUCCACCGGGUUACGGACAAGAGCCCAGUGCAAGGAAUCUCUUCACUUCCACACCGUUCUCGUCACCAAAGCGGAACACACCUCCACCCAUGCUCUUACAAGCUGAUCUACCGGCUUGUCCAUCUCUAUCCAACGGUGAAAAAGCUCCUCUCAGAGCUAGGACGGCUCGAAGCAGCGAUUCUACAUCCAACGGAAGGGCUCUAGGCAUACCAGACCCCCCGCCUGACGAAGAUGUGGCCGGCCUUUCUCCGUCCGGAACUUCACAGGAUCCUCAGCCGCCAGCACAUGCAGCACCUCUCGACCUCGAGAAGCAGCUGGAAGAGUGGGAUAAGAAGCAUCCAUACUUAUCACACUUAUCACCAACUUUCAAGCGCCGUCUACAAGCUCGCGAACCUCGCCCCCGGCUCAGCCGGCAGGGGCCGUGCAGCCCACAGCAUUCUCCAGUCUCGCCUUCAGCAUCAGGGCGGGGACUAUCUGGGCCGUCAAGCUCUGCACAGCAAGAUGAGCUGCCCCCCCCAGACAGCCCUCAGAGCGAGACGUGGCAGAUAUCUCCCGGUAAUAGCACCUGCGACAAGGCCACCUCAAAUAGAUCCCGCGUGGCCGUACUGGGAGCGCGGGGUUCGAAGAGCCCCUGCCACCGUGCAUCUACUCCGCGGCCGUGGGGGUGUGCCUCCCGAGAGAGGAUGCCAUGCCGUGCCUCAAUGGCUAGCGCGGGCGAUCGUGACGAAGCUGAUGAGGCCGUGCCACCCCUGCCCAGGGCGAAGAGGGGGCGCGUAGGGGCUUCCAUUCACCGUCACCGCCACCCUCCCGUCAACGUCCCUGAUUCAAAUGGCAAUAAUUCCUGGGAUGCAGCUGAACAGUAUUCCGAUGAAGACGAAGUUUUACAAGCUAUCCCUCGUAAACGCCACAGAGCUAGUGCGAGGUCUCGGGGCGACGACGAUAAGGAGAGUUACAGCCCUUCUCACUAUAGCGAUGACAAGCAGGAGAAGAAACAGGUGGUGAUUGUCAUAGAUGACACGGAUAAGGAAGGCUGA
This is a messenger RNA of Thyridium curvatum, 1725 nucleotides long. RefSeq lists its product as uncharacterized. The transcript is spliced from 3 exons. The coding region runs from base 1 to 1725 and encodes 574 amino acids. The record is from RefSeq and is a predicted model, not a curated record. Lineage: Eukaryota; Fungi; Ascomycota; Sordariomycetes; Thyridiales; Thyridiaceae.